AUGAGUCGUUGCUUAACGGAACGCGAACUGCUGCUUUCCAGCAAUCGUUUCGAACGUGUCGUGUUCGGCUAUAUUGUUCCUGUUGUUAUUGUGAUUGGUAUCGCUGGAAAUGUCCUCAAUUUUACCGUCUUACUUUCGCCACCGAUGAGAAGCAGGUGUGCUUGGAUCCAUUGCAUUUAUAUUUUUGCACAAAGUCCCACAGAUACAGCUUUUUAA
Molecule: messenger RNA, 216 nt
Organism: Gongylonema pulchrum
Lineage: Eukaryota; Metazoa; Nematoda; Chromadorea; Rhabditida; Gongylonematidae
Source: the annotation of a GenBank genome assembly